Messenger RNA from Moneuplotes crassus, 1509 nucleotides. Lineage: Eukaryota; Ciliophora; Spirotrichea; Euplotida; Euplotidae. The record is from the annotation of a GenBank genome assembly.
UCUAACUGUUAAUAUUUUUGCAACAGUAUGGAUAGUGAAGUUCUUCAAUGUGAAAGCCAGAUACAGGAAAAGCCCUAUGUAUCUAAGAUGGACAAUAUUCAAAUGCAAGCCAAGUCUCUACAGAUCGAUAUCAACCUCAAGAAAAUUCAACUAUCUGUUCCUUCAGCCUUAAAAAUUAAGCUGAUGUGGAUUAGAGGGUCUAAAAAGCUGGAAACAAAGAAGAAAGUUGUGGUAGAGCCCAAGACUUCUACUACUUCUUUCUCUGAAACUAUGUCUCUUGUUACAAAGUUCCAUCCUGAUCCAAAUAAUCCUGGUCAGUUUAAACGAAAGAGAUGAUAUUUGCAGAUAAUGGCCAUAACGAAGAGACAGAUGAAGCCAGUUGGAAUACUCCCCUUUAACCUCUCUGAGUUUGUGGGAAUAUCUCCUCAAAGCACAAUGAAGCUGACAUUUGCAAAGUGAUUUGACCCCAAAGCAGCUGUCUUCUUGACCACUUCGCAACAUGAGAUUGAGUCAAGUAGUAAUCUUGAGACGGAAUCUAAUGUAACGACUGAAACUAUUAGUGAUACCUUUUCAGAGUGCUCCAACAGUAUGGUUUAUGAACCGAGUAUGAGCAAUCAAGUCAAUGCUUCGACAACAGAUGGGACAAACCUAAGUUCAUAUGUUGAAAGCGACACUAAGUCAGCAUCAUUCAUUUCUAACUGAGGCAAUAGAUCUGCCUGAAAAAGUGCAAGAGGGCAGGCAAGCAUGAGCAUGAACAAGGAUAAGCUCUUGAUUCAGAAGCUGUCAAAUGAACUCUCUCACUAUAAGACACUCCUCAGAGAAAUGGCCACAAAGAAAGAAGAAGCAGAGCAGAAGCAAAUCAGCCAGGCUGAAGAACUUGAGAAGCAGAAAGGUUUGAUUGAAGAAAAGAACAAGCACCUCAGCUCUAUCAAACUGGAGCUUAAAGCUCAGCAAGAAGAACUUGAAACUAAGGAGCUUGAGAACCAUUCUGAGAGACAUAAGCUUAAAAUGAAAAUUGAUUAUUUAACCAACAAAUGUUUUCAGUUAAACUGUAAACUUGAUAAAAAGGAUUAUUCAGAAGUCCCAAAGCCUCCGGAGAAAGACUCUGCAAUCCUUCUAGAUAUCAUUGAGAAUAAAAAAAAGGAAUAUAGCACUGAUGGACAGAUCCAGGAUCCAGCUGAUUUCUUAUUCAACAUCUUCGCUCAAUAUGAAAGUUUGAGCAAAAAUGUUAAGAUGCUGUCCGAGGAGAAUGAUUUGUUGAAAAAUCAGCUAGCCGAAGCCAAGGUCAAAUAUGCAGAUUCUGCAGGCCAGAAAGAAAAGCUAGGCAUCGAGAUGAAAUCUAUUCAGAACCAAAUUCAAAGGCUGUCUACUCAUAGUAGUCAGAGAGGAAGCCAGACCAGCACUGGCAGUCAGAAUGAAGACUCCCAAGAAAGCAUUAGAGGAGAAAGAAAAGUGGGGACUAUUUCUUCUUACCUGGGAGGCAUCAGCUUUUGGAGGAAAAACCAAUAA